Molecule: messenger RNA, 691 nt
Organism: Closterium sp. NIES-67
Lineage: Eukaryota; Viridiplantae; Streptophyta; Zygnematophyceae; Desmidiales; Closteriaceae
Source: the annotation of a GenBank genome assembly
CGGAGGGAUGGGCACCUCCAGGCAUGAAGCCGCCCAGUGGUGAACGCGCACAAGGUGGCGCUGUGCAAGGCUCAGGUGCACAAGGUGAAGGUGCACAAGGUAAUGCCUAUCCUGGUUAAGGGAGCUAAUGGGGAGCUUGUGGGGCUUGGGAAUGUUCUGCUGGUUGAAGGCUUGUCUGCUAACCUUCUCUCUGUGCGGCGACUGCAGAAGAGCAAGGCCGAAGUGACCUUUGGACCAACCAGCUGCCGUGCUAAGCUUGGGAAGAAGGUGCUGUGGAGUCUGGAAGAGGAGACCAGCUGCAUCAAGGACCUUCAUGAGCAGCUGGAAGCGGCCAAGAGGUUGGUCCGCUAUGUGAGUGCUACGGCAUCAGUGGGAUUGGAGUACAGUGGAGUGAGGCAGCGGUUGCAGAGAGGUGCUGCAGAUGUGAAGAGUGGAGAUGCUCUUGAGUUGCUAUACUGACGCUAGCUUCAACUCAGUGAAAGCGGAUGGCACCAGCAUUGGGGGUUAUGUGUGCUUGCUAGGAGGUGGUGCUGUGAGCUGGCGCAGCAAGAAGCAGAAUGAGGUGGGAUUGUCCUCAUGUGAGACUGAGUACAUGGCCUUACACCAUGGGGCCAAGGAAGUGGUAUGGCUGAGGCGUUUGUUGGAGGAGUUGGGAGUUGGUCAGGAGGAGCCGACAGUUGUGUUCUGUGAC